UGCCUUUUCUCUCUCCUCUGUCAGAAAAGAACUCUCUCUCUCUCUCUCUCUUCACAUGCUCGCUCUCUCUCUCUCUCUCUUUCUCUCUCUAACGCAUUCUCGACCCACGAUCGCUUCUGCGUAGCGCGAGCGCUCGCCGUCCUCGGGCCGCGCGGGACCCGCCAUUUCCGGAGAGCCCGGCCCGAAUGUACCAGGCGCUCCACUCGCUGCCGCUCGACGGCGGUGGCGUCGGCGUCGGCGUCGGCGUCGGACCGAGCGGGGACUUCCGCGGCGACUUCGACGGCGCCGGCCACGGCCUGGCCGGGGACGCCUGCCUCGUCCUCACCGCCGACCCCAAGCCCCGCCUCCGCUGGACCGCCGAGCUCCACGACCGCUUCGUCGACGCCGUCACCCAGCUGGGCGGUCCCGACAAAGCAACCCCAAAGACUAUCAUGAGAACCAUGGGUGUAAAAGGCCUUACUUUGUAUCACUUGAAGUCUCAUCUUCAGAAAUUCCGUUUAGGUAAACAGUCAGGCAAAGAUUCAAGUGGCAACUCCAAGGAUGCCCCAUGUGAUACGGAUAGUCUGAACACAGGCUCAUCUGCUACAUCUUCAUCAGGAAUCCUCACUCAGGAACUUAAUGACAGUUACCGAGUCACUGAGGCUUUGCGUGUCCAAAUGGAAGUCCAACGAAGGCUUCAUGAGCAACUAGAGGUGCAGCGCCAUCUCCAACUGCGGAUUGAAGCCCAAGGGAAGUAUCUACAAUCAAUACUUGAGAAAGCUUGUAAAGUUCUCAAUGACCAAGUCGCGGUCCCUGCUGGGCUUGAAGAAGCCAGAGAUGAGCUCUCUGAAUUAGCUAUAAAGGUCUCUAAUGACUAUCCUGGAGUAAGGGCUGUUGAUACUCUGAAGAUGCCUUGUUUCUCAGAACUAGCAGCUGCUUUAGAUAGCACCUCACUGUCUGGCUUGCCAUCUUGGCUCGGUGACGGCUCGGCGGAAAGCUGCUUGACAUCAUUGGACAGCUCAAUUUCACCGAAUACUAUAGGGUCGCAUGUUAUUUCCAUGAAGAAGAGAUUAAGGCCGGUGUUUGGUAAUCGGGAACUAUUGCCAAUGGAAAGCAGCACACAAAAGCAAGUAGACUGGAUGAUGAAUAAUAUGUGAUGAAGUGUGAGCAUGUGCCUCCAGCGAACAUGACACCAUCAUCAUUAUUUGUCCUUGACGUCAUCGUUUCCUGUUUGGUUGAUUCAACUGGCAGUGUCAAUUAUAGAAACUGUAGUCUGUAUAUCUUAAAAGUAGAUAUUUGGAAUCGGCACAAAUUAAUGGUAUAAUCGAAGUUUUUAGCACAAUUCUUGUGUUGAUGGAAAGCUUGGACUGCCUAUGUGGAGAUUAAUCACUAAUGGGAUAUAUCACUAACACAAUGCUUCCACCA
This is a messenger RNA of Eucalyptus grandis, 1404 nucleotides long. RefSeq names its product protein PHR1-LIKE 2. The transcript is spliced from 6 exons. Gene Ontology annotation, molecular function: DNA binding; DNA-binding transcription factor activity. Bases 186 to 1136 code for a protein of 316 amino acids. The record is from RefSeq and is a predicted model, not a curated record. NCBI's taxonomy places the organism in Eukaryota, Viridiplantae, Streptophyta, Magnoliopsida, Myrtales, Myrtaceae.